This is a messenger RNA of Gasterosteus aculeatus aculeatus (three-spined stickleback), 2973 nucleotides long. It is a transcript of the gene hoxc13a, whose product is annotated as homeobox C13a. Gene Ontology annotation, molecular function: DNA-binding transcription factor activity, RNA polymerase II-specific; DNA binding. Lineage: Eukaryota; Metazoa; Chordata; Actinopteri; Perciformes; Gasterosteidae. Gene Ontology annotation, biological process: regulation of DNA-templated transcription. The record is from RefSeq and is a predicted model, not a curated record.
AAGGAAGUGUUAGUGAGUUAGCGGUUCUUCAGACAAGAAGGAAUCGAGUGAAAUAGAGGCUGAAGAGUUCCUGGGGAAAGUAAGACCGCAUUUGUGUAAUGGCUACUUCAAUAAGGUCUGUAUACAAAGUCCUCAACGCGGCCUAUUGUUGUUUUCCUCGGACCUUCAGCGUCGACCCUCAGGAACGUUACGAGGAGUCGUUCAAUAAAGUAUUUCCAGUCACAUUAUCGCUUAAAAAUAGUUUAGUUCUAAUGGAGAUUACUGUGUCAGAACCCAACUUUACCCCACACAUAUCAACGCUGGAUUCGUCGUCUAUGUGCCAGAAAGCUGCCAAUGAAUGUGGUUGACUUCUCUAAUUAUAUCUUUAAAAGAAAGACACAGUAAGCAGCCCCAGAGAGGUAAUUUGCGAUCUCUUACCUUCACUUCGUCCCGUUUCAUUUAAUGCCGCCGUGCAAUGGCACACAUUCAACACAAACUCUGUUUCCUGGUUCUACUACACAAAUCAAACACAACCUGCCGAUACCAAAUGUGUAUUGUUUAAUCCUGUAGCUAAAGCUAUAUUUAAGGGUCUAAUAUCAACCUCUAAAACGUCAAAUUAACAGUAUAUAUAAUUAUUAUCCUUGCCGUAAUAACCAAGAGUUCCAGAUUCUCUCAGCAGGAGGGUGAAUUUGAUCUGAUUGCUCCGUAUUUCCUGAUGCUUAAUACUUUCUAACGAUCGUUACUGAAUUGACUGCAGACAAGCAUUGGCGAUUCAAUUAUUUUAGAUAUUUUCUAUUAAACAUAAACGUCAGCCAGAACAAAUAGUUUCAACUGAAUCAUUAAAAGGCCUGGAGAACAAGUAGUAUUUUUUAACAUUGCAUCAAAAAUUACUUCAUUUUUUAUUUCCCCGUGUACAUAAAUCAUAUGCUGUCAUAUUCUCUCGAAGUCCUCGGAAAUGGCCACAUUUCACAGGUUAUUUCCAUUUGCCCCAAUCUUGAAAGCAUCUAAACUCCCCUUUAAGGCUGUGGGUCUCUGGGAUUUAAACCAAUGGCACGACUCGGUGUUCUGCAGGAAAGACCUGUGACAUGUGAGGCGGCGGGUCUUUAAAGGGCUGCUCUGCCCACCUCGCGAGCCCGAUCUCGUAGGACUUGUUAGCAUAUCACGUGCUAGAUCCUUAAUGAAGUGGACAUACGAGGGUCUCGCGUGCGCAUGCGCGUUGUGUAAAAUGUAGUUGGAAAUGAGGUGUCCGUCUUGGAGUAGUCGACUUUUAAAAAGCAUCGGCAGCCCCUGAUAUGACGACUUCGCUGGUUCUGCAUCCACGCUGGGCGGACACCUUGAUGUACGUUUAUGAAAAAAGCCCGAAUGAAAACAACCAGAAUAAAAGCCAAACAAUGGAGGGACUGAGCGGUAAUUGCCCUGCGACCCACUGCCGGGACCUGAUGUCGCACCCGGCACUGGGACGACAUUCUGGCACCAUUGCGACCCACCAGGGCUCCGUCUACUCGGAUAUUUCCUCUGCGGACACCGGCCGGCAGUGUCCGGCUCCUCAAUCGUCGUCCAGUGCAUCGUUGAGCUACGGUUAUCCUUUCGGAAACCCGUAUUACGGCUGUCGGUUAUCUCAUUCGCACAACGUGAACUUGCAGCAGAAGCCUUGCGCCUACCACCCGGCAGAGAAAUAUGCCGAGCCCAGCACCGCGCUGCCCGCGGAGGAACUGUCUACCAGGGCGAAAGAGUUCGCCUUCUACCCGAGUUUCGCCGGUUCAUAUCAGGCUGUGCCCGGUUACCUCGACAUGUCGGUGGUGCCCAGUAUCAGUGGCCACCCGGAACCGAGGCACGACGCCUUGAUCCCCAUGGAAGGCUACCAGCACUGGGCUCUGUCCAAUGGCUGGGAUGGGCAGGUGUACUGCUCCAAGGAGCAAACGCAGUCAACUCAUCUCUGGAAAUCACCUUUUCCAGAUGUUGUGCCACUGCAGCCUGAGGUAAGCAGUUACCGACGUGGGCGUAAGAAACGUGUCCCUUACACAAAGAUCCAGCUGAAGGAGCUGGAGAAAGAGUAUGCGGCCAGCAAGUUCAUCACCAAAGACAAGAGAAGGCGCAUCUCGGCCGGCACCAACCUCUCAGAGCGCCAAGUCACCAUCUGGUUCCAAAACCGGCGAGUAAAGGAGAAGAAAUUUGUCAGUAAAUCCAAAAGCAAUCAUAUGCACACCGCUUGAUGAGGUCAUCAAGCUCUCUUGAAACUGCGACUCGUGACUUCAAAGGCAUGAUGCCAUGUAUUUCGUCGUGCAUCUCAAAUCAUGGCUGAAGAACAUCUUGGCAUUAUUUAACCUCCUUCCUCUACAUUGACCGUGCCACCGCAUCCCCUGUUUUUCAAGUUGGAGAUGAUGCUCUAAAAACUGUGAAAAUAUUGAAAAUUCACUUCACAUUUGUUUUAUGAUUGUACAUAUAUAAAUAUAUAAUAUUUAAAGCCGUAUCUGUAUUUCAAAGACAAGUAUUGCGUCUAUGUCUUGUUUUUUUUAUUUCUUUUUUUUUUUUCGUUUAAGCCAAACCACAACGGGACUGAUUACAUUUCAAUGACUUAAACAGGCAGCCAAUCAAAUCCGGAGAGACUUGUUUGAUGCCAUUUCAGAAAGGUAAUGACCACAUGGACAUCAUUUGUGGCAUAAUGACACGUUGACCUUAAAACUUCUCCAAGAAAAAGCUCACAGAGGACUAUCAAGAGGAAGAAAAUGUUUUUUCCUUCUGAGUUUUAAAAGCUAUCUUCCCGUGUGGGACAUGUUCUCUUAAGCCAGGGGUAAAACCAAACAGCUCCUAUAUGUUGAUAAUCUGUACAGUGCAAUGCGUUUUUAUUUAAUUCAUAUUAUCUAGUAUAUAUGGCUAAACUGUAAACUGGAAUAUCCCAAGACCUGUAUGUUUUCCUUCGCCAGUGGAGGAUUCUGUCUUGCAAAUGGAAUGAUUGUAAACCAUUAAAGAUCAGUGAGUAAUACACAUAAAUGC